Messenger RNA from Sclerotinia trifoliorum, 1456 nucleotides. NCBI's taxonomy places the organism in Eukaryota, Fungi, Ascomycota, Leotiomycetes, Helotiales, Sclerotiniaceae. The record is from the annotation of a GenBank genome assembly.
AUUGUCAGCGGAGUGGAAAUUAUUCCGUGACUUGAUACAAUAUAUACUUUAGUGUUGGACCCCUCUUUUCCCCGUCCUUUGAUAUUCAUUAUAUAGUCUGAACUCAAAUAUCAGAGUUGGAAUUAGGACAACAAGUCAAAGCUUGAUCUUUACUCUUAUCAUAUCACAAUCAUCGACACCAAGAUGUCUUCUCUCACAGAUUCCACCACCACCUCCUCUCGCACAUCUUCGAUCAGCUCAGCAACGAGCUUGAAAAGUUCAAAUGACAACUCAAAUGCUGGUGUUGGGAAGAAGAAGUUUUGCUGUAGUUUUGCGGGAUGCGGAAAGUCGUUUUCGAGGAGCGAACAUUUACACCGUCACGCUUUAAACCACAAGGAUGGAAACCACACAUGUUUACGCUGUCGUGCACAUUUUCGACGUCGUGAUCUUCUUGGUAUGUCAUCUGCUUUGCACCAAAAUAUUUCUCGCGCCUAACAUAUAACGUAGACAGGCACAUGAAUCGUCAUAAGGAAAAGGAUGAUGAGGCUGGUGGUGAAGGAUUAGGUGUAUUGGCUACCAGAAAAAGACUUUGGAGAGACGCCGACGGAAACAUCGUAGCGACAAGAAGACCAUCAUAUGUGCAAGAAGGGACCAAGCGCAGACAAACAACCACGAGAGCGGACAGAAAAAUGAAAGUGAGCACUCGAACAGAUGCUCAAGAUCAAAUCGGCACUCACCAGUUAUUAUCUCCACCAAUGAACACUCCCACUAUUAGAUCAAGGUCGCCAUCUACGAUUGUGGUGGGUAGCGGAAGACCAUACCCAGAAGCUGAAGGACACCAAAGAUUUGAAUCACACCACUCUAUUCCAUGGAACGGUAUGACAGCAUCCAUACCAUCGCCGCCAACUUCAGAGCCCAGCAUCCGCUCUGCAAACCAAUCACCGGCUCCGGAACUCAAUGAUCUUGACGGGCUUUACGGAGAAACUAGCUGGCCCACAAUACCAAAUUCUCUACCUCAUGCUCCCUCUCUCAACCGUCAACUGCCCGAACCUACCGAAUACAACAUGGGUCCUUCACAUCAUUGGGGCUCACAACCUUUCCAAACUUUUAUGGGUGCCAUGCCGGAGGUUCCUGGGAGCUACGAUGAUAUAUUCAAAACUGAUCCGGGGAUGUAUGAGUGGCAGAUGCCGCAAUGGAACAACCAGAUGCUGAUGUCAAGGGUGAGAGAGGAGAAGCCUGGAUACGAGGCGCAAGAGGAAACGAAGAGGGAAUGGGGUUAUUCAUAUUCUGCGCAAGCGGGAAAUUUCCAUAGGACUUAUGGUGUUGGCAGGUGUUAAGAAAGGGAAAUUAAAUCAUGAUGAAAUGAAUAAAUGGUUAUGAAUGUCAAUCUGGUUGUGUUUGUGAAUAGUCUUGUGAAAUUAGCGGUUGAUACCAUAGAUAGUCUUAGUGGUCUGUAGCAAUUGAGAUAUUAACUGUG